AUGGAAACUUUCUUGCAGAAUACUUUAUUUGUAAAUUUACUAACACUAACAUCCAUGGCGACUGUAAAUAUUCGUGGUGUGGACGUCAUGUUUCCUUUUUCCCCCUAUCAAUGUCAAAUGGCAUAUAUGGACAAAGUCAUAGAAGCGAUUGAAAUGAGAUUUGAUACAGCCUUGGAAUCACCAACGGGUACUGGCAAAACCCUUUCUUUGUUAUGUUCGACAUUAGCAUGGCUGCAAAAAGAGAAAUCGAAGAUGCAAGCCUCAUUUGCAAAUGUGGGUGCCCUUGGUGAAGUCAAACCA
Cylicostephanus goldi is the source of this 300-nucleotide messenger RNA. The record is from the annotation of a GenBank genome assembly. NCBI's taxonomy places the organism in Eukaryota, Metazoa, Nematoda, Chromadorea, Rhabditida, Strongylidae.